AUGCCACUUUACUCCAAGUUUUUGAAAGAUUUGCUGACCAAGAAGGGCAAAUAUAUCCGCAGUGAUAAUAUUAUGGUGGAGGGAAACUGCAGUGUUGUUAUCCAAAGAAUCCUUCCACCUAAAUACAAGGAUCCAGGGAGUGUCACAAUCCCUUGCUCUAUUGGUGCAGUGUCUGUUGGGAAAGCCCUCAUUGAUUUGGGGGCCAACAUAAAUUUGAUGCCUCUCUCCAUGUGUAGAAGGAUUGGAGAGCUGGAAAUUAUGCCAACAAGAAUGACAUUACAGCUGGCAGAUUGUUCUAUUACAAGGCCUUAUGACGUGGUUGAAGAUGUUUUGGUCAAGGUGCGACAAUUUACCCUCCCCGCAGAUUUCGUGAUCAUGGAUAUUGAAGAGGAUGCUGAAAUCCUGUUGAUUUUGGGUCGUCCCUUCAUGUUAACCGCCAAUUGUGUGGUGGAUAUGGGGAAAGAGAAGCACUCACUUGAUCGGAAUGUUUGUGCUAAGGUGGAUGAAGUUGAGAAUGAGAUGGUUCUGAUGGCUAGAACCAAGAUUGCUCCAGACCCUUGA
Molecule: messenger RNA, 561 nt
Organism: Glycine soja
Lineage: Eukaryota; Viridiplantae; Streptophyta; Magnoliopsida; Fabales; Fabaceae
Exons: 2
Coding region: 1-561 (186 amino acids)
Source: RefSeq, a predicted model, not a curated record